GGAGGACGGGUUAAACUGGCAAUUCACAUAGCACUGGAUUUACCGGACUCCACCUGUCGCGAGCCCUGUUUUUUUCUGUCAGUGUCGCAGCAAACGAUAACAGCGCGCUGUGACAUAGGUCGGCACGAGACACAAACACAGGAGCGAGACCUGGCUCGUUCUUUUUUUUCGUUUACCGAGGACAGAGAGGGAAACAACAACCAUAACUCCGGUGGAUGGUUUUAUCCGCAGUGUCUCAGCCAGCCAGCCAACCGGGGAGCAAAAUGUCAAGACAGCAGCACCGGACGCCGUUAAAACUCACCGACAACGUGGUGGAGGUCAAGAGCAAAUUUGAGGCAGAAUACCGGCGCUUUGCUCUAAAGAGGAAUGGCCCGGGUGGGUUUCAGGAGUUCUACUGCCUCCUCCAAACCAUCCAUCGCAUCCCUGGUGUCGACGUGCUGCUGGGAUAUGCUGACAUCCAUGGUGACCUCCUUCCAAUCAACAAUGAUGACAACUUCCACAAAGCUGUCUCCUCAGCCAAUCCACUGCUCCGCAUUAUCAUAACCAAGAAAGAGGAUGAACCGGUAGUUUUUGCCACCAACUCCCUUCAGAGGCGUAAAAAGGGGCUGGGCUUAACCGGACUGCGCACCACCGGCUCAGGCUCCACUCAUUCAAAGAACAAACCAGGGCUUAUGAUUGGCCUGCCACAAAACUUCAGACAGAUCUCAUCCAUUAUUGAUGUGGACAUCUUACCUGAAACACACCGACGUGUACGACUCCACAAGCACGGUACCCACAAACCACUGGGCUUCUACAUCCGUGAUGGGGUUAGUGUUCGGGUGACACCACAGGGCGUAGAGAAGGUCCCAGGGGUUUUCAUUUCUCGUCUGGUACGUGGCGGGCUAGCAGAAAGCACGGGGCUGCUGGGAGUUAAUGACGAGAUCCUGGAGGUCAAUGGCAUCGAUGUAGCAGGAAAAUCUUUGGAUCAGGUUACAGACAUGAUGGUGGCCAACAGUCACAACCUCAUUGUGACUGUCAAACCGGCUAACCAGAGGAACAAUGUGGUGCAUCGUGGGAGUAAAACCUCAAUGGGCAACUCUGGUUCUGUGGGCUCAGCUGGAUCUACUGGCUCUGUUUUGUCACAUGACUCACCAAGCCCCGCCUCUCAGAGCAAUCCUAUUACUGCAAGCAACAGCAUUGCCGAGGGCGACAGUGAUGAAGAUGAUGAUGAUGAUGAUGAUGAUGAUGAUGAUGAUGAUGGUGACCUUAUUCUGGAAAAUGACUGCCUGACACCCUACGAAUCCCACCGGGUAACCAACAGCAACAACACUAACCUCAACAGAGACUCACCUAGCAACAGGCCGCAUAACUCCGCUGAAGUCAGGCCCCUCCCACAGAGCGUCUCAUUGCCUAAUAGCGUUGGCGCAUCCCUGAGUGACAGCUCCAUGGUGGUGUCCAAUCACAAUGGAAACCCCACCCACACGUCUAGUAGCAGUCAAGAGAGCAUGAGAGAGGAUGGCAACAUUUUAACACUGUAACCAUGACAAAACUGACAGCUACACUGCAAAAGUCAGGAAGAUGGACUGUUACAACCAGAAUGCUGUAACCAUGACAACUCCAGAUGGCUUUUCUCCUGAACAGACUCAGUGGCACUUCUUCUUUUAAAGCUUCCUCCUGUUGACUUACUGAUAGUUUCUCUUCUUAAAGUGCAGAAAGAUUAGGAACAGUGACUGCACUGCAUAGAGACAGCACACAAUCCACCAGCUUAACAACUCUCGCAACACUUUAUAUGUCUGCCACAUGUGGCUGAGUUAUAUAUACACCUGAAUUGUCAAGUUCAAAACAAUAAUUUGUGGCUACCCAAAGGAAAUUAUUAACUGAUCAACGUAGACUCAUAGGGAGCAACAACACUGAGAAAUAACUGUUAAUGCCCUUGUAAAAGCCAUAGAUUGUUAGUUUGAUGUGUUGUUAAGUCAUCCUUAUUCCAACAUUGUUUGUGAAGUACGACAAAACUACAAACCGACACCAAACACAAACAUCAGUUUUAACUGCAGGAUGGCUGAUGUGUUCAUUAUAACAAGACAAUGAAGGCACAAUAUAAAGUGAAUCCUUAAGGGCGCUAUUUUACUAAACAACCAUUGCAAGCAGCGCUCCGACAAUUUGGUGAUUGCCUGACAUUGAAAUUCUCUUUGCCCACGUCUGUUUCCAGAGCAAAGUCACUCUGCUGUCAAUCGAGGGAUUUUCACAAUUGCACAGCAAUAAUGGAAUUAUCUACUAGGCCUACUGCUACUACAAGCUUUUCCACCAGUAGUUGAAUUUAAAUUGAACUGUGAAAUUAAAGUUUAUUGUGGGUAAAGCAGAACCGUCAGUAGAAUUAAAUAUGAGUGAUUGCUCCAGUAUGUGUUGUCCACAGCUGGUUUAUACUGCAUUAAAAGUUUCUCCUUCAGGUCAUUAAAUGGUUGCAGACAUGUGAAGGCAGCAGGACACAGGUGGUGAUAAAUCUGCAGCCUCUGUUUUGAGUUCUGUUUAGAGCUCAGUUGUUUUACAGCUAUAAGAGCAGUGUGACAGGCGAAGAGUGGAUUUUUUAUUCACCACAUCCUUUGAUCAAUAUUCCACUUCACUCAGCCCAUUUGCACUUUAUACUGCUGCACAUACAUGAACCAAAGUAUGAGGUGGAGAUGCACACACAGAUUCAACUGGUUUAAACCACUUUAAAGUGAGAUCAAAGGGGUCUAUCAAAUAUGAUUACUGUGGAUCAUCAUAUAUAAUGAUUCUGAUUUUACAAAUAAUGUCAUCAACAGUUAUUCAUAAAAUAGGAUGGAGAUGAGAUGGAAAGGUGAAGGUGAGGUGUAGGUACACAGUGACUAUAUUUUAUGAUUUUCACAUAAUUUAAGAAUUAAUAAAGUGCAAACAUCAGUUCCCUCCCUAGUAUAGCAAACUUUAAUCAUAUAUACACAAACACGUGGAUAUGCACACAAACACACUAUAAACCAUCAGGGAGCAGGGGUCAGAAUAUUGAAAUUCCUGUCAUGGUUGAACAAUCUCAGUGCAGCGUGAGUGUCUUAUCUGACUCAUAUAAAUAUGUGUGUGUGUGUGUGUUUAUGCAUGUGUGAGGCCAUGGUGUUGUUGUUGGAGCUCUGGGGGUAUUGCCUUACAGUCAGAAAUGUUGGCUGACUCAGUCACACACGGCACUCUUUCUUUACAGUCCUCUGUCUCACAUCCUACUUUCAACCACACUACAACAUUUUUUGACUGACUGUCAAACACAAUCAAUGUUACACUCAAGUUUACAAAAUAAUAUCAGCUAUGUGAUGUACAACAGAAGAUGGACAAUGGUCAUAAACCAUCUUUGUAAACUUGGCCUUGGGUGAUGCCAAGGCCGUGCUUAGGAACAAAUUAGCUGAUUUAAAUGGGUCUGAUGGCUAUUUCCUCUCGAUGGAGAAACAAACGACCAAUCAGAGCUCUGUAGGAGGGUUUAAAGAUGUAUACAUCAUCGUCCUGUAUUUGUAGAUAUAUGAAGCUUUAUGAAACAUACUGGCAGGAAAAUGGCAGCAAAAAGGAUGACAAGCAUUUAAGAGAUGAUGAUCAUCAUAUUUCUUAGACCAACCUUUAGCUUGUGAUGGAGUGAAGCAGUCUGUGAGACAUGUUAUUUCUGAUUAGAUGUUUAUACAGAAAACCCCUGAGAUCUAUGAGAGUCAUAAUAUUAUCAAAGUAUCAUCAAGAAUAAUGCUCAAACCUUACCCUGCGUCCCAAAUAUCCAUGAAAGCACAAUGUAUGUCAUUCAGCAAAUUUAAGGUUUGGUUGGGAAGUUUCCUGUGGCAAAUGGAAUUCUUGAUCCCAGUACUGGUCUGUGUGUGCAUAGCUCAGCCUGAUGUAACUGUCUCCUGCUAUGUCAAACGUAGACUGAGAUUCGCUGAAAGGAGUUUCUAUGAAGGCAAAGGAUGUAGCAUCUCUAACCAAACUCUGGCUGCUUAAUAUAAUUGAAACGAGGUACUGAGUUUGAAAUCAAAUCAUAAACACUUAGCCAAGUUAUAUCCACUUGGGUCAAUAGGUAAUAGACACUGUCUGGUUGAACGUGCUGCUUGUUAAAAUGCUAUGAGCAAACAGCAAGAGGAACUUAACGGAAAGCAUGAGGAGUGCUUGAAAGAUUGUCUAAGUCCACUGAUGCUGACCUGGAUAUAUUUCGUCAAAGUUUGAUGUAAACAGCUACACACACAAACACACACACAAACACAAAACAGUCACUUUUUUUCAUUUUAAUGUAUGUUACUGUAAAAUACAAAUGUAAAUGCAAGAUUAUAAAACAAGGGAGAUUUUCAUUACCUGGGAGAAGUUUUUAUGUAAGAGAACAUUUUAUAACGUGUAACAUAUGUAGAGUAUUUUUCUUAUUCUUGUACUUUUAAAUUGUAUAUGAGAGGAUACAGGAGGUGAUGUGAACAGUAUGUGUGGUAGGUUGUUGCUGUAUGUAUCAACAUGCACACAAUGUGCUGUUUGUGUUGAGCAGAUGUGAUUAGAACCACCGCGUAAUUAAAUAUGAAGGAUGUUGUUUUCAGAGAUAGGUUUUUCCAAGUCAAACUUAAUUUGUAAUAAAUGCAUGCCAAAAUGUUUCAUGUUAAUAAUGAAAAUCCUGGAAUAUUCCCCAAAAGAAGAGUACCAUUGCCAUGUACGUCUGCACAGUCAUUCCAAGGUUCACAUGUCAGGUGCUUACCGUGGCUUAUAAAUUUAUUCAACAUUGUAUGGAUCAUUUGUCUUUGCUGUUGUAUGAUUGAUAUUUUUUGUCCCUACCAACAAGCACAGUGUUUGAAAUCUUCGAGACAAGCACUGGUGGUUUUUUAAGGCAAAUAUUGAGCAACCUUAACAAAAUUCAAGUGUACAGAAUGCAUGAGUGGAUUACCAACUGGGCAAAGUGGACCAGACCACCAGCAGCCCCAAAGGCCCCAGCUUCACUGUGUGGCAAUGUUGGCAACUGAUUAAUUAUAAAUUUGUUUGGUAAUGCGCACCACUAAUGUACAAUAUAAACUGAAGUGACCAAG
Messenger RNA from Epinephelus moara (kelp grouper), 5012 nucleotides. It is a transcript of the gene pard6a, whose product is annotated as par-6 family cell polarity regulator alpha. Bases 216 to 1517 code for a protein of 433 amino acids. The record is from RefSeq and is a predicted model, not a curated record. Gene Ontology annotation, biological process: establishment or maintenance of cell polarity; regulation of cellular localization; centrosome cycle. Gene Ontology annotation, cellular component: cell cortex; apical plasma membrane; nucleus. The transcript has 6 exons. Lineage: Eukaryota; Metazoa; Chordata; Actinopteri; Perciformes; Serranidae. Gene Ontology annotation, molecular function: protein kinase C binding.